Marasmius oreades (fairy-ring Marasmius) is the source of this 651-nucleotide messenger RNA. RefSeq lists its product as uncharacterized. NCBI's taxonomy places the organism in Eukaryota, Fungi, Basidiomycota, Agaricomycetes, Agaricales, Marasmiaceae. The coding region runs from base 1 to 651 and encodes 216 amino acids. The record is from RefSeq and is a predicted model, not a curated record. The transcript has 6 exons.
AUGGAGCUCAAUACGUCGGCGGCGAUUUGUGAUGUCAAUCUCGAGAAGUCGUAUCUGCUCGAUUUCUCCAAAGAAAUGGUAGCGUGGGUAAAAAGUGAAGGAUAUUCGUUGCUCGACAUCAAUCUUUUCCCCAAGCCGACUCUCGCUGUGACAACCUCCAAGCGCUCGAAAUCUACACCAGAUAUUGGAAAGCAAGUCGCCACCUAUCUUUGGGAUAACUACAUACAGUACGAUUCGCUUUUCCGUAAAAGUUGGGGUGUCAUGGAUAAUUUUCUCCCGGAUAACAGACUCUCUAGCGCACGAAGAAUCAUAUUGAUUGGGCAUGGUCCCGGUGGUCAAGCAAUCAUGGAUCUACUAGAGAACAGAACUAUGAGCGUAACCAAUACCGUCCGGGCAGUCAUUCAAGUCGUGGGCCAUGACAAGGUUCCUAUCGUACCAAAAUACUCUGACGAACUCAGAGUAUGGUAUACCCAGCACUCUUACGUAGUGUUACCAUCCAGACACCGGGUGUUGGGACCAGAAACGAGACCGAGAGAUCUAAAACGACACGGACACUUAAGUCCUAUAGAGGAAAACAAGCCUAUCAAGAUGAUCAUGCGGGCUCUACCAGGCAUUCGUGAAUAUGUAAAGACUGUUCUGGAAGAUUCCUAA